Stylonychia lemnae is the source of this 1155-nucleotide messenger RNA. The record is from the annotation of a GenBank genome assembly. NCBI's taxonomy places the organism in Eukaryota, Ciliophora, Spirotrichea, Sporadotrichida, Oxytrichidae.
AUGGGUAUGUCAUGGUCUUUGAUACUUUUCAGCAGCUUGACGAAGAUCAUAAAUGCUAAGUAUUUGCUAAAGAUAAGACAUGUUGUCAGAAUAUUCAUUAACUCCGUAAACAUAUGCAUUGGUUUUCUAAUCAUCUCAUUUGCUUGUACUUUCCACGAGUAUGAAGUAUCCUUCUGGAUGUCACUUUUAUCAUCAAUUAUUCUUGGAGUUGGUAGUGCUCUAGGAGAAAGCACUACAUUAGGAUUUUGUAAAGGAUUCCCUAGUUCAGUAGUGGGGUAUUUCGGUUCAGGUACCGGAUUUGCAGGUGUGUUCGGCUCAGGAAUAAUUUUAAUUCUUAAGGGUGCUGGCUUAAACAAUGGGCAGAUAUUCUUUAUAAUCACACCUACAGUCAUUCCUUACUUCCUGGCAUUUUGGUGGAUCUAUAGAAUGAAAGAAUAGCACCAGUACAUUCCAGAAGACAAGAACAUCAUUUCAUAAUCGGUCUUAAGUGAGGACAUGGAGACCGAUGAGAGAAAUAAUAAUUAUAAUCUAGUUAAUGGAGCACCAUCAGAGACGAUGACAUUAGAUAGGGUAAGAACCCCAAAGCUAGAUGAAGCUCAUAACAAUCAAACAUUAAAUUGGGAAGAGCUAAAAAAGAUCUUUUUCAAGGUGGGAUUCUUCCAGAUAAACCUAAUGUCAGUAUACUUUUUGGAGUAUAUGUGUAUUACUUGCUUCUCUGACAGAAUCACACAUAAGUUAAAAACCAAAUAUCCUGACAGAGCGGACGAAUAUGUCUUCUAAAAUGGAUACAUCAUUCUAUCAUUUUGUUAUCAAAUUGGUGUGUUUAUCUCUAGAAGCAGUCUUUCUGUGAUUAAGGUGCCCAGAGUUGAAAUUAUGACCACUCUUUAGUUAAUUAACUUUGUCUUUUGGCUAUUCAACACAAUAUUCCUGUUUCUUGACAAUUUCUAUGCAAUGUUUGUAAUAAUGGUCUGGGUAGGACUAAUGGGAGGUGCCUCCUAUGUCAAUGUUAUGUAUUAGAUCCUGGAGUCUCCGAACCUUUAGAGAAAUGAAAAAGAGUUGGCACUGACUUUGACUACAGUUUGCAAUGACAUAGGUAUUCUGAUAGCCUCACUAUUAUCUUUACUACUUGAUAAUACCGCAUUCAAGGAUGUUUGA